AUGAGUGGAAUUUCGUCUAGAGGAAAUGGUGGGAAGAAAAUUCUCAAUAAGAACCAAUUGUUGAAGAGAGAUCGAAUUAGAAAUGCUAGAUCGAUUAGAGCAGAGGCAGUAGCAGCGUCAUCAAAAUCUGGCGCACCACGUGAUUUAAGUGAGUCAGGAGGUAAGCUAAACGUCGACCAAUUCAUUGGUUCUCGACAAUUCGAAGUCAAGCAGUUGCAAUUGGCCAUGCAUAAUUCCAAAGGAGCCAGUUCAACUAGAAUAUUUCAGUCGUUGCCUCGAAAACUGCGUCGUAGAACGGCGUCUCAUAAUGUUCGUAGGAUUCCAAAGAGAAUGCGUAACAGGGCUCUGAGGGAAAUGCGCAAAAGUGAUCAGCACGAGGUAUGUAAGAAUUCUUCAACUGCGGCCAGAAAAACGCAUGGUUUAAAUGCAAAACAGCUUUAUAGAGCAAGAAUGUCCGUAAAACUGCUAAGAUUGGCUAGUAAAUCUACCUCUAUGAAGCUCAGUAUGCCACCAGAGAUCACCUCAUCUAAAUGCCAUGUAAGGCAGAAAAUCAAGACUUUAGGGCGUAUGAUCAAGGAAUCUUCAAAAGCAAAUCACAAUAUGAGGUUGCUAAAUAAUUGUAUGGGGAGCCACGACACUACUGGUAUUAAUGAAUUAGCAGCUAUUCCCAAAGGUAGGAUGAAGUAUACGAAAAGGCAAAAACAUUUCACCUGGCUGCCGACCCACAUUUGGAAUGCCAAAAGAUCUCACAUGCUGAAAAGAUGGGGAUACCAAUUGGCAUGGGCACCUACUCAGAAAUGCUUUAAAUUGACACAUAGAUUAGGCGGCAACACCUGUAGCUCCGAUGGUGCUUUAUGUAUGGAUUCAAGCCAUAUCGGUACGAUUAUUAUAAAGGAUAAUAGUAAUGAUGUGACGGGUGACUUCUUGAAAUUUAUUGUGGGGAAGUUAACGGGUGGGAGAGCAAACUUAAAAAAGUAUCGCGAAGGUCAGGUUUUAUUCCAAGGGCUGGUUUAUAGCUUCAGUGAAAAUUCCUCCAAGCCACUAGGUCCAUGCGACCUAUUUUGGGUUCAAAAAGAUGUUGUGAUUUUAAGAUUACAUCCUUCAAUUUUUACUCAAAUUUUCAAUAUUCUGCUGCAACAUACGGAAAAAUUAACUGUACAAGAUUGCCGAUACUCAUUAGCGAGCGUAACCUUGAAGGGAGCCAAAGCCCUAGAAUCGUUGGCCUCUUGUUUAAGAAGCACAGAUCAUUGCAAAUCAUUUGAACAAUUCAAAAUCAUUUCGAUGAUGACCGAUUAUAACGCCCUGCCGCAGAGGUGCACGUUCGCAUUUGAAGCUAUAGAUCCACGUCAUUUAGCUGCACCAAAAAGGUUAAACGACCCGCAGAGAAAAUUGUUAAAUUUUGACGAUAUUCUAUCACUUCAGGAAAAUUAUCCUCAUGAUGAAAUAAAUGUUGUUCUGAACAAAUUAUGCGACCCGGAAUCACGUAAUCAAUCAUACAAUAACCAGAGCACUUUAAAGGGUAUUUCUGCUAGACGUUCCAAAUUAUUGACCACACCACCAAAUUAUAUUAACAAAACAACUGUUCCAUACAAAGAACAUGAAGAUCCUUCUAUUCCUUUAGUUAUAAUAAGAAGGCCAAAAACCAGCGAUUGGAUUGUUAUAUUGCCAUGGUUCUGGCUCCUACCGCUAUGGCAUCAAUUGAAUAGGAUACCAAGGAUGUAUCAUAUUGGUCUAAGGCAAUUCCAACAAAUUCAGUACGAGAAUAAACAGUUAUAUUUUCCAGAUGACUAUCCCUUCACUCAAUCGGGUUAUCUGGAAAAUUCACUCUACAAAAGAGAAGCUUCAAAAUUGAAGUGGAGUAAGAAGCCGAUGGGAAAAAGAGUGAAUUUCGAGAAGAUAAAGGACAUCCACAACACUAAAUUACCGGCAUAUAAUGGAGAAAUCGGCGAUUUUUUCAGUUCUGACUGGAGGUUUUUACAAAUUUUGAGAAACGGAGUCGAUUAUUUACAGCGAAAAGACAAGAACUUAAAACUUAUGGACAGCAAGAAGACGGGUCAGUUCAACAGCCAAGGCGUAAGAGAAAUCAGCUGUGUAAACGACGUUUUAGAAUUCUGCAAAGAUUAUGAAGCCAAGACAAAAACUAUAUCAUCACCAGUCGAAGAAGAGGUACCAAUCACAAUAUGUAAAGCCUCAAAAUGUCAGACCCUCACUCCCAAAAACACUGACUACAAUUGUUUUUCGUUUCAUCUAACAUUUUACCCACGUUGUACUAUUGCUGUGUCUUGCAUACUACUUGAACGUGGUCACCCCAAGGACAAUGCGAGAAUAUACCAAGUUCCAGAAGAGCACCUGAAGCAUUGGCUUCAACUAGCAAAAGGAGUUUACCGUUCAAAUGGAAGAAAGAACCACGAUUUAGAUAUUCCCCUUCCAGAAGUGCACGAUUUGAUUGGCUUUAUUACCAGUGGGACUUACCACUUAAACUCUGGCAACGGUAUGGGGAUCGGAUUCAUAGAUCAUCAUUCAGCCACUCAACAAUCGAAUAGAUAUGUUCUCGUUAGAAAUGUUGGCACUAAUAUUUACAGAUUGGCGAGAUGGUCAGAAAUAUCCGCGUAA
Molecule: messenger RNA, 2613 nt
Organism: Saccharomyces mikatae IFO 1815
Lineage: Eukaryota; Fungi; Ascomycota; Saccharomycetes; Saccharomycetales; Saccharomycetaceae
Gene: POP1
Product: ribonuclease P/MRP protein subunit POP1
Exons: 1
Coding region: 1-2613 (870 amino acids)
Biological process (GO): tRNA 5'-leader removal
Cellular component (GO): ribonuclease MRP complex; nucleolar ribonuclease P complex
Source: RefSeq, a predicted model, not a curated record